Molecule: messenger RNA, 1749 nt
Organism: Mesitornis unicolor (brown roatelo)
Lineage: Eukaryota; Metazoa; Chordata; Aves; Mesitornithiformes; Mesitornithidae
Gene: PI4K2B
Product: phosphatidylinositol 4-kinase type 2 beta
Exons: 10
Coding region: 1-1236 (411 amino acids)
Biological process (GO): endosome organization; Golgi organization; phosphatidylinositol phosphate biosynthetic process
Cellular component (GO): plasma membrane; endosome; trans-Golgi network
Molecular function (GO): 1-phosphatidylinositol 4-kinase activity
Source: RefSeq, a predicted model, not a curated record
AUGGGGCAGCUAAUGGUGAACGCGGAGAACUUCUUGGGAUCUGCCCUGAGAGUAUGGCAUACAGGACAUACUGCUGAUUUGAAUAUAUUUUUAGAUGAUCCGGAAUUUGCAGAAAUCAUUCUGAGAGCAGAACAAGCUAUAGAGUGUGGAGUUUUUCCAGAAAGAAUCUCUCAAGGGUCCAGUGGAAGUUACUUUGCCAAGGAUCCAAAAGGGAAAAUUAUUGGAGUGUUCAAACCAAAAUCUGAAGAGCCUUAUGGACAUCUAAAUCCAAAAUGGACCAAAUAUUUUCAUAAAGUUUGUUGUCCUUGCUGCUUUGGCAGAGGCUGCCUCGUUCCAAAUCAGGGAUACCUCUCUGAAGCUGGUGCCUAUCUUGUGGAUGACAAGCUGGGGCUAGGAGUUGUACCUAAAACUAAGGUUGUCUGGCUUGUCAGUGAGACCUUUAACUACAGUGCAAUAGAUCGUGCAAAGUCAAGAGGAAAAAAAUAUGCUUUAGAGAAAGUGCCAAAAGUUGCUAAAAAAUUUAAUCGAAUUGGACUACCUCCUAAGGUUGGCUCCUUCCAGCUGUUUGUUGAAGGAUAUAAGGAAGCUGACUACUGGCUCAGGAAGUUUGAGACUGAUCCUUUACCUGAGAACACAAGGAAAGAAUUUCAGUCACAGUUUGAAAGAUUGGUUAUCUUGGAUUAUGUAAUCAGAAAUACAGACAGAGGUAAUGACAACUGGUUAGUCCGGUACGAGAAACAAGAUGAUGGACUUGAUCUGUUGGAUAAGGAUAGCCAGUGGACUAUAACUAAAGAAUCUACUAUUAAAAUUGCUGCAAUUGACAAUGGUUUAGCGUUUCCUUUUAAGCAUCCUGAUGAAUGGAGGGCAUAUCCCUUUCACUGGGCUUGGCUGUCACAGGCAAAGGUUCCUUUCUCUCAGGAGACCAGAGACUUAGUUCUUCCUCGUGUUUCUGAUAUGAACUUCGUACAGGAUCUUUGUGAAGAUCUUUAUGAACUAUUUAAGACUGAUAAAGGAUUUGACAAGGCUACUUUUGAAAACCAAAUGUCUGUUAUGAGGGGGCAGAUACUAAACCUUACUCAGGCAUUAAAGGAUGGCAAAAGUCCCAUUCAGCUUGUCCAGAUGCCACGUGUGAUUGUAGAGCGAAGCAGCACUGGAAGUCAGGGCCGCAUUGUCCAUCUGAGUAAUGCGUUCACACAGACCUUUCACAGCAGGAAGCCUUUCUUUUCCUCCUGGUAGCAACAAAAAUAUAUGGGAAGAGUAAGUUUCUCUUAACUUUAGAAAGCUACUUCUGUGUAAAGGGUCUGCAAUAAUGUACUUCUACUGUAUACCAAGAGCUCCGACUGCCGACACCUCAGAACUUAAAUUCUAAAGACUUGAGAAAUGUAUUUUGAAUGUAAUAGAAGUUUACAAUUUUUGUGUCAAAAUUGUGAAUUCUUAUGUCAGGGAAUGAGAAGAACUUGUCCAUAUUGUAUUUUUAUAGGCUAAAUUAAUGUAUUCUGAAUAAGGGAAGAUUCACAGUUUGCAUAUGCUGAGAAACUACUUUUGAGUACAACAGGAAUUCUUUUUGUUUAAUAGAAAUGAGAACCUAUACACUAUCAGGUUUUUUAUAUGAUCUUAAAAAAAAAAGUACAGAAUGUUGUCUUUGAUUGUGAAAAUGCUUUUCCUUUGACUUUUUUCCUGAUACUUUAAGCUGUUUAUGGACUUUUUUCAUAGAGUAGUUACUUGAAAAGUCAUGCACUAGGAAAAAAA